Messenger RNA from Metarhizium brunneum ARSEF 3297, 1512 nucleotides. RefSeq names its product Dolichyl pyrophosphate Glc1Man9GlcNAc2 alpha-1,3-glucosyltransferase (gene ALG8). Gene Ontology annotation, biological process: protein N-linked glycosylation. The record is from RefSeq and is a predicted model, not a curated record. Gene Ontology annotation, cellular component: endoplasmic reticulum membrane. Gene Ontology annotation, molecular function: dolichyl pyrophosphate Glc1Man9GlcNAc2 alpha-1,3-glucosyltransferase activity. Lineage: Eukaryota; Fungi; Ascomycota; Sordariomycetes; Hypocreales; Clavicipitaceae.
AUGUCGGAAUCAUAUCCCAGUUUAACGCAGUGUGCGGUUGUGGCCGCUGCGUUCAAAGUCCUUCUGUUUCCUGCCUACAAAUCCACAGAUUUCGAGGUACAUCGCAACUGGCUUGCCAUUACCAAUAGCCUUUCUUUAUCCGAAUGGUAUUAUGAGAAGACGUCAGAAUGGACUCUCGACUAUCCUCCCUUCUUCGCUUACUUCGAGUGGGUUCUCGCGCAUUUGGCUCGACUGGUCGACCCCGCGAUGGUGAAGGUCUACAAUUUGAAUCACGAAAGCUGGCAAACCGUAUACUUUCAACGCGCAACUGUUAUCGCUACCGAGCUACUACUCGUUUACGCGCUUCAGCUUUUUAUAGACUCGACACUUCUACCAUCGAGGCGAGCUGCUCAGGUUGCUGCAUUGUCUGUCAUGCUCUCCCCCGGCCUGCUGCUUAUCGACCACAUUCACUUCCAAUACAACGGUUUCAUGUACGGCAUUCUUCUGUGGUCGUUGGUUCUCGCUAGGUCCAAGUCCACACUUUUGCAGAGCGGACUUGUUUUUGCCGCACUUUUAUGCUUCAAGCAUAUUUACCUCUAUCUGGCCCCUGCGUACUUUGUGUUCCUCCUGCGGACAUACUGUCUUUCGACCAAGUCAUACUUCCAGAUCAAAUUCCUAAAUUGCAUCAAGCUUGGAUUGGGCAUCCUGUCUAUUUUCGCCGCGGCAUUCGGUCCCUUUGCUCUUAUGGGACAGAUUCCACAACUACUUAGCAGGCUCUUCCCUUUUUCCCGUGGACUCUGCCACGCUUACUGGGCUCCCAAUGUGUGGGCACUCUACUCCUUGGCGGACCGCGUUUUGAUUCAUCUUGCCCCAAGAUUGGGCCUUGACGUAAAAUCAGAGGCUUUGCAGAGCGUCACUAGAGGGCUAGUUGGCGAUACCGCCUUCGCCGUUUUGCCCGAGAUCUCACCUAGAGUGUGCUUUGUUUUAACACUGCUCUUCCAAGGUCUUCCCCUCCUCAAGCUCUUUCUUACGUCUAAUCCGUCAUGGGAGUCAUUUGUCGGUGCUGUCACUCUUUGCGGGUAUGCAUCGUUUCUCUUUGGGUGGCACGUUCACGAAAAGGCCAUUUUGCUGGUCAUCAUCCCCUUUAGCCUCAUCGCGCUCCGGGACAGAAGACAUCUCGGUGCCUUUCGCCCAUUGGCGGUUGCUGGUCAUGUUUCACUAUUUCCAUUACUGUUUACGCCCGCGGAAUUUCCUGUCAAGACCAUAUACACCGUCUUCUGGCUGGUUCUAUUCUUGAUGUCGUUUGACCGGCUGGCACCAGCAUCGAGUAAGCCCAGAGUGUUUCUGCUGGAUCGCUUCAGCACAUUGUACAUUGCGGUGAGCAUUCCAUUAAUCGCAUAUACAUCUUUGUUGCACCAUGUUAUUUUCGGAAAGAGCUAUGAGUUUCUACCACUCAUGUUCACCAGCUCGUAUGCCGCGAUAGGGGUCGUCGGUAGUUGGGUCGGAUACAUGGUGGUAUACUUUACCUCGUGA